Prunus armeniaca (apricot) is the source of this 957-nucleotide messenger RNA. The record is from the annotation of a GenBank genome assembly. NCBI's taxonomy places the organism in Eukaryota, Viridiplantae, Streptophyta, Magnoliopsida, Rosales, Rosaceae.
AUGGCAGAUUCGGAUGGAAAUGCAGAACCUGGUGCAGUUUGCAACUUCUUCUGGAAGCCAUUGAAGAAGCAAAACAUUAGAAAGCGAAGGGUUGAUGAAGAUGAAGAGGAGGACGACUCAAAAUCUGGGGGUACAUCAUUACCAAGUCAAAGAAAAGCCUCAAAGCUUGAUGGCAAGCUGUAUUUUUCUAGUGGACUCUCUAAGAGCUCUACGCCUGAUAGCAGUGCAAUAUUUGAGUUCAAGUCUUCAAAAGAAAUCCAAGUUGAACAUGAUAGUAAAGCAACUGCGACUUUGGAGACUGAGACUGAGUUCUCUAGAGAUGCCCGAGCAGUUCGUGAGAGAGUUCUUAAGCUGGCAGAGGAGGCUUUGAAGGGGAAGAGCAAAGGUACUGGAGACGAAAAGUUGUAUAAAGGGAUCCAUGGAUAUACUGAUUACAAGGCUGGGUUCCGAAGAGAGCUAACAGUGGCCAGUGAGAAAGCGGGAGGUUCCCAUGGGCCUCUCAGGGCUUCUGCUCACAUCAGAGCUACCACAAGAUUUGAUUAUCAGCCAGACAUAUGUAAGGAUUACAAAGAGACUGGUUAUUGUGGCUAUGGAGAUUCUUGCAAGUUUAUGCAUGAUCGUGGAGACUACAAGUCUGGGUGGCAGAUGGAAAGGGAGUGGGAUGAAGCAGAGAAAAUAAGGAAGAGAAAUUUAGCUUUGGGUGAGGAUGAUGUGGACCAGACAGAGGAAGAUGAUGAUGAUGAUGAUGAGGAUGGCUUGUUGCCGUUUGCAUGUUUCAUCUGCCGGCAACCAUUUGUUGAUCCUGUUGUGACUAAAUGCAACCACUACUUCUGCGAGCACUGUGCACUAAAGCAUCAUUCAAAGAACAAGAAGUGCUUUGUGUGCGACAAGCCUACUCUUGGCAUAUUCAAUACGGCUCAUGAGAUACGCAGAAGGAUGGCUGCAGAGGACAAAUAA